Molecule: messenger RNA, 3468 nt
Organism: Coniophora puteana RWD-64-598 SS2
Lineage: Eukaryota; Fungi; Basidiomycota; Agaricomycetes; Boletales; Coniophoraceae
Product: glycoside hydrolase family 31 protein
Exons: 22
Coding region: 1-3252 (1083 amino acids)
Biological process (GO): carbohydrate metabolic process
Molecular function (GO): hydrolase activity, hydrolyzing O-glycosyl compounds; carbohydrate binding
Source: RefSeq, a predicted model, not a curated record
AUGGAGAUGACAAACCUCAGGGUUGGGUCGUAUAAAGCGCUGAGCACCAGCGAAGAAGACGUUAGCUCGCUCCCUUCUCCUGCCUCUGUAGUCCAAGCGCACAAUCAACAGUACGGCAAGAAGAAAGGGAGAAGAGUUGUAUACCUUGCUAUCUCCGUCAUGUUGCCGCUGGGCAUAGUCUCUGUUCUCUUGGCUGCCUCGCAGACCGUGUGGGGCAGCAGGACCUCCCUGGCGCGCGUAUUCAGUACCGACGCAGACGGGCCAAGCGGGAAUGGGGCGUUCGCGAAGAACGUUACAGGUUGUCCUGGAUACACGCUGCAGAACCUCAUCCAGAACGAUUAUGGCCUUCAGGCAUCACUCAGCCUGGCAGGCGACGCGUGCAACGCGUUCGGACACGAUAUCGCGAACUUGACGAUCGAGGUCGUGUAUGAGACGGAGUCAAGACUACACGUACACAUCUUCGACGCCGCCAACCAACAGUUCACCAUCCCCGACUCCGUCAUCGAACGCCCUGCAGCCCCCACCACCUCGCACACGAACACCUCGGACCUCGAGUUCAACUACGACGCCUCCCCGUUCGCGUUCUGGAUUACGCGCCGCUCACAGCCGGACGCGACGCCCCUCUUUGAUACGCGCACAGGGUCGUUGCCGCCCACCCCCGCCCACCCCUAUUCCGUCGACGCCCGCAGGAGGAUCGCAUCGGCUCUUCCGAAGGGCGCGAAUAUCUAUGGUCUCGGCGAGGUUAUAUCGAGCAGCGGGUUCAGGCGCGACAUCGACGUAGACGGGACGAUGCACGCGUUCUGGGGACGCGAUAUGAUGGAUCCCAUUGACCAGAAUAUGUACGGCUCGCACCCGAUCUACAUGGAACAUCGGUACGACGAGAGCACGCAGACGUCGUCGACGAAUGGUGUUUUGCUCCUUAGCUCAAGUCCCAUGGACGUGAUUCUCACGACCCCGCCCUCAUCAAAUGUCUCGCUCAUUGAAUACCGAGUCGUCGGCGGCACACUUGACUUCUACUUCUUCGCGGGGCCCACGGCGUCCACCGUCAUGGAGCAGUACGGCGGGAUGAUCGGGUAUCCGACGUGGCAGCCCGCAUGGGCGUUCGGGUUCCAUUUGUGCAGAUGGGGAUGGCAUAAUGUGUCGGAGAAUAGGGAGGUGGUGAACGCGAUGCGGGAGGCGAAUAUUCCACUUGAAACUCAGUGGAACGACAUUGAUCUGUACCAUGAUUUCCGCGAUUUCACGUCCGACCCUGUGAGUUUCCCCGGUGACGAGAUGCGGGAUUUCAUUGUAGAGCUGGCUUCGAACCACCAGCACUAUAUCCCGAUUGUGGACGCGGGCGUGGCGGUUACUGCGAAUGACACGGACGUAUACGAUCCCUACACCAGCGGUGUCGAGCAGGACGUCUGGAUCAAGAACCCCGACGGCUCCAUCUACAUGGGUCAAGUGUGGCCUGGAUACAGCGGUUUCGCGGACUGGCUCGCGCCAAACACCCAGCAGUGGUGGACCCAGGCGCUUCAGAACUGGAGCGACGGCGGUGUCACGUUCGACGGGAUCUGGCUGGACAUGAAUGAGCCGAGCUCGUUUUGCAACUAUUCUUGUGGAACUGGCGCCAAUUUUUCUGCGCUGGCGCCGUACCCGCUUAGGCAGGUCAUGGAUGGGUGGCCUGAAUGCUACAAUGAUACACUUUCUGGUCGCAGCGGCAACAUGACGGUUAAUGGCACCAACACGGACUCAUGCCUGAACGGCUCCGCUGCCCCUCAAAGAAUGUCUAUUCUCGAACCUCGCGGUGUUGGCGCGGGCGACGAGCCUGGUGUUAACGUCAACUAUCCACCGUACGGUAUCCACAACGCUUUCGGACCGUUGUACAAUAAGACACUCGCGACGAACGCGACGCACCAUGGCGGAUACCUCGAACUCGACCUACACAACAUGUUCGGACUCAUGGAGGAGAAAGCAACGCACAUUGCUGUGCAAGCGAUUCUGAAGGGCAAACGGCCGUUCUUGAUCUCGCGCUCGACGUUCCCGUCUUCGGGCAAGUGGUCUGGACAUUGGCUGGGCGACAACUUCAGCACGUGGAAGUACAUGUACUACAGUAUCCAGGGCAUCCUUCAAUUCCAGCUCUUCCAGAUCCCCAUGGUUGGUGCUGACUCAUGCGGUUUCCUCGGAAACACAGAUGAGGAGCUGUGCAACCGCUGGAUGAUGAUGUCGGCUUUCGUUCCGUUUUACAGGAAUCACAACACAUAUGCUGCCCUAUCGCAAGAGCCUUACAGAUGGGAUAGUGUUGCUAAUGCUUCGCGCAUUGCUAUUGCUGCGCGGUAUUCUAUGCUUCCUUAUUGGUAUACCCUCUUCGCCAACUCUUCGACAACCGGUACUCCGCCCGUUCGUGCUCUGUGGUACGAAUUCCCGAACGAGCCGGAACUGUUCGCCGUAGAUAAGCAAUGGCUCAUCGGCAGCGACAUUCUUGUUACUCCCGUGCUUGAGCCCGGUGCUACCACAGUUGAUGGCGUCUUCCCCGGCCGCGGCCACGUCACCUGGCGCGACUGGUGGACGCACGCCGCCGUGAACGCCACAUCGGGCGGCAACACGACGCUCCCAGCGCCCAUCAGCACCAUCAACGUGCACGUCCGCGACAACUCUGCGCUCUUAUUGCACCAGGAGCCUGCAUACACGACGUACGAGACUCGACAGGGCCCCUACGAGCUGCUCGUGUCCCUCUCAGUGGCUGGGGGCGCGUUCGGCACCGCGUACGUCGACGACGGGGAGAGUUAUCCGCCGGGAGACAGCCGCACGCUCAAGUUCGUCGCGAGCCCUGGCCAGCUGCAGAUCCAGAGUGAGGGCGCGUACAAUAUUGAGCAGAAGCUCGAGACGGUCACCAUCCUUGGUGUCGCGCAGAAGCCGGGCGCGGUAAGUGUGCAGGGACAAAAUGUGGGUAAUGUCACGUAUCUGCCGGAGACGGAGGAGCUCGUGCUGGGUAAUCUCGGACUUGAUCUGAACCAGGAGACGACGCGGGACGUAAUCGCGAGGCGCUUGGAUGCAGAUCGAAGGCUCCUCCAUCGUCCGAACGUGAGCAGCAGGUGGAUAUACCUCACUUGCAUGCGAGCAGAGGGCGAAUCGGCGACUCCUGACGGGGGAUCGGCGCUCAUUUGCUGGCGCCCUGGAGCCGAUCCUUCAUGCCUCCGCGCAGCUCGCGGUCUCAGGUUACUAAACGCCGAAGGCCAGAUGCAGCAGCAGAGCGUGUUGACCGCCGGAUAGUCACUCUCCUCUAUAUCUGUUACGUUUGGGCGGGUGUUAGACUCAUAAGCUUGUCCUCCGGGUCGUGUGUGGGCCUCUUCUCCUGCGUUCGCGGCGCGUUGUCCUCUUUCAUCUGAACUUGUCGAUUCCGAGUCUGUGCUGGACGUGUCUUCAUCCAUAUGGGAAUCGUCUCUGCGGCGACGUCUGCCUACAUCUUCUCGCGCAGCCACAAUGCGC